AUGGCUACGGAAACGCCAAACACCGCGCCGCCCCCGGCUGCUACAAGCAUUCCUGACGACAAGAAGACCCAACAACCCCAGAAGAAGGAAGACAAGGCGCAGAAGAAGGAUGCAGCUGCUACGUCUGAGGGAGGAGAGAAGAAGCUUUCUGGAGCUGAGCUGAAGGCAAAGGCAAAGGCUGAGAAGGCGGCAAGAAGAGCAAAGGCCAAGGAGGCGCAACCCGCACCACCUCCCAGCCAGGGAAGCUCCCAGCAGGGCGGAGCAGGAGACGGCAAGGGAGGGAAGGCGAAACCCAGACAGGAUGGUCCCCAGGGGUCUGGUCAAGCUGGCGGUCCAAGGGGCGGUCCGGCGGCCAAGGCCGUGCCGCUCGCUACUCCUAAGGACAACAAGCCGAAGGUCCCCGAGUGCUUCAGUCACCUGUCUAUCGCUAAGAGGUUACACAUGACGGAAGCUGAUAAGGAUGUCCACCCGGCUGUUUUGGUUUUGGGUCAGCAGAUGGGUGCAUUUGCAAUCAACGACAGCACCACGAGAUUAGAGGCGACUCUGUUGGCGUUCAAGAAGGUGAUCGAUUCCUACACGACGCCCCCGGGCAACACGUUCUCGCGCCACUUCACAUCACACGUCCUGAACCCGCAGAUCGAGUAUCUCUCGGCGUGCCGGCCCAUGUGCUUCUCCAUGGGUAACGCCGUCCGCUGGCUCAAGCUUCAGGUCAGCAAGAUCGACAUCGACCUGCCCGACUUCGAGGCCAAGAAGCUCCUGAGCGAGUCCGUCGACAACUUCAUUCGCGAGCGCAUCACCCUCGCAGAUUUCGUCAUCGUCAAGACCGCCGCUGACAGCAUCGAGGAAGGCGAGGUCGUGCUGACCUACGCCUACCACCCGCUCGUCGAGCGCGCCCUGCGCCAGGCCCGCGCCGACGGCAAGCGCUUCUCCGUAGUCGUCGUCGACGACCCGUUCGAGAACACGGGCCGCGACCUCGCCAAGCGCCUGCGCGAUCUACCGGGCCGCGAUGGCGGCCUCGAGGUCGCCUACUGCCCGGACCUGAGCGCUAUGCGCGACCACCUCCGCGAGACAUCGCGCGUGCUUGUCGGCGCCGAGGCCAUGUUUAGUAACGGUGCCAUGUACGCCCGUGCCGGCACGAGCGACAUCGCCAUCGCGGCGGCGGACCAGGGCGUCCGCGUCGUAGCCCUCAGCGAGACCAUCAACUUUACUGAGAGGGUCGCCAUGGACUCGCUGACGUAUAACGAGAUCGACCCGGAGCAGAACACCGAGGAAGGGUUCCGGCUGCUGUUCGACACCACGCGCGACCGUCACAUCUCGGUCGUGGUCACGGAGCUGGGCAUCACAUCGCCUGUGUCUGUGCCGGCGAUUCUCAGGAAGUUGGAGGAGUUGUAA
This is a messenger RNA of Colletotrichum higginsianum IMI 349063, 1392 nucleotides long. Its product is annotated as Initiation factor 2 subunit family protein. The transcript has 2 exons. NCBI's taxonomy places the organism in Eukaryota, Fungi, Ascomycota, Sordariomycetes, Glomerellales, Glomerellaceae. The coding region runs from base 1 to 1392 and encodes 463 amino acids. The record is from RefSeq and is a predicted model, not a curated record.